This is a messenger RNA of Babesia bigemina, 963 nucleotides long. RefSeq names its product endonuclease/exonuclease/phosphatase family protein, putative. The transcript has a single exon. Bases 1 to 963 code for a protein of 320 amino acids. Gene Ontology annotation, molecular function: sphingomyelin phosphodiesterase activity. Lineage: Eukaryota; Apicomplexa; Aconoidasida; Piroplasmida; Babesiidae. The record is from RefSeq and is a predicted model, not a curated record.
AUGGCGCAGCUAGUGCCUGUUACCCUCAUGAGCUACAAUGUCCAGGGAAUCCCCUCCUUCCUGCUCCCGAUAGCCGACCUGGAUUCCAGAAUCAGUGCCAUAGCGCAAUACGUGUCCCAUGUCGUGAGAAGAUACAACGUGGAUGUCCUUGUUUGCCAGGAGAUGUUUUCGUACACGCUCUACAACGAAGUCAAGAAGGCUCUUAAGGACUACAUGGGAUUGGACAGCGGCAUCCUUCCAAAUCCCUUCACCAAAUCGGGUUGGAAAGGUUUUUGGGAUCGUGUGCUGCGCACAGUCAAUAUCAUAGGAUCCGGAGUCAUCAUUUUCUCAAAGCAUCCUAUCCUGAAUAGAGAAAAGCUGCUGUACUCAGACGGCGUAUACACCGACGUCUACGCGGCAAAGGGCGCCGUGGCGACACGCAUCUCGGUCAACAACCGCCUGAUUGACGUGGUCGGCACCCAUUUGCAGACGUUCAGAGAGAAGAUGGCCCACACUGUCAGGGUGGCUCAGAUGGCCGAGUUGCGUGAGUGGAUGGGAACCCUGUUCGGCCGGAAAGGACGUUUGAAUCCGAGACGAAACGGAGAGGAGGGCGUCCCCAUUGUUUUGCUCGGUGAUUUGAAUUGCUGCAUCAAAAACCAGCAUGACAAAUUCUGGGAAGUUUUCAGUGCGUUCAGGGGCGAGUUGGAAACCGCGUUCGGAUUUGAGGGCAUUCAGCCCACGUUCAGCACCCGGAUAAACGACUUCUGCAGGUAUCAGCAGCGUCCGGAUGAAUACGACGAUGUGUACGACUACAUCUUCAAGCCCCCCCAAGUUGAGGUGUUGCAGCCGCAGACCGUCGUGAGGGACUCCCUUAAGGAGCCAAUAUACGUAGGCGGGAGCUCAAUCAGCAGCUGCCUAUCCAAGCCGCAGCCCAUUCAUCACGCGAGUGACCAUCAGCCUAUCUUCGCCAUUUUAAAGAUAUAA